Molecule: messenger RNA, 2575 nt
Organism: Silurus meridionalis
Lineage: Eukaryota; Metazoa; Chordata; Actinopteri; Siluriformes; Siluridae
Gene: gfm1
Product: G elongation factor, mitochondrial 1
Biological process (GO): mitochondrial translational elongation
Cellular component (GO): mitochondrion
Molecular function (GO): GTPase activity; GTP binding; translation elongation factor activity
Source: RefSeq, a predicted model, not a curated record
AUCGCCUGCUUCGCUACCGGAAGACUUGUGUGCGGCUCAGCCGGCGUGACUUUCAGCCUGACACCUCUUACUGCACAGCACCGGGGAUUUCAUAGGUUCAGACCCCCAAAUACACCCGAACUGAGUGUUAAAAUGCGGCUACUGAAAGCAGGUCUCACUUUAAAACGUCUCAAUCUACAGAAUCCAGCUAAUGGGACGGUGAAGCAGGUGGUGAUGAACAUUUGCAGGCCAUGUUCAUCUGGAAUUACUCCAAACGAACGCAUCCGCAACAUUGGCAUCUCUGCACACAUUGACUCCGGCAAGACGACCCUAACGGAGCGUGUGCUCUAUUACACUGGUAGAAUAACGGAGAUGCACGAGGUAAGAGGCAAAGAUGGAGUCGGUGCUGUUAUGGACUCUAUGGAGCUGGAGAGGCAGCGAGGGAUCACCAUCCAAUCUGCAGCCACGUACACAAUGUGGAAGGAGCACAACAUCAACAUCAUCGACACACCAGGCCAUGUCGACUUUACCAUCGAGGUGGAGAGGGCGCUGCGGGUUCUGGAUGGGGCUGUGCUGGUCCUGUGUGCUGUCGGGGGAGUGCAGUGUCAGACCAUGACUGUCAACAGGCAGAUGAAGCGCUACAAUGUGCCCUUCCUCACCUUCAUCAACAAGCUGGACCGCAUGGGUGCAAACCCUUAUCGAGCACUGAAGCAGCUCAGAACCAAGCUGAAUUGUAACGCAGCAUUUGUCAACAUCCCCAUCGGGCUAGAAGGAGACCUGAAAGGAAUCAUUGAUCUCAUUGAGGAACGCAGCAUCUAUUUCGAAGGUCCUUGUGGCCAGAACAUUCGCUUUGAUGAGAUCCCAGCCGAGAUGAGGGUGGAGGCGGCCGAGCGAAGGCAAGAGCUGGUGGAGUGUGUAGCGAAUGCUGAUGAAACGCUGGGAGAGCUCUUUCUGGAAGAGAGACUUCCUACUGUUGGUGACCUAAAGGCGGCUGUGCGCAGGGCCACUAUCCAGCGCGUCUUCUCUCCGGUUCUGGUAGGUAGCGCUUUAAAAAACAAAGGUGUUCAGCCCCUGCUGGACGCUGUGCUUGAUUACCUGCCAAACCCCAGCGAGGUCAACAACUACGCCAUCCUCAAUGACGAGGAAUCGAGUAAAAACUCGAAAAUCCUGAUGGAUUCAACCAGAGAUGCUACGAAAUCUUUUGUGGGUUUGGCCUUUAAAUUAGAGGCUGGGCGUUUUGGCCAGCUGACCUAUGUGCGUGUAUAUCAGGGCUGUCUGAAGAAGGGCGAGUACAUUUACAACACGCGCACAGCCAAGAGGGUGCGUGUGCAGAGGCUGGUGCACCUCCAUGCAGACCAGAUGGAGGAUAUAGAUGAAGUGUAUUCGGGGGAUAUCUGCGCCCUGUUUGGGAUUGACUGCGCCAGUGGAGACACCUUUACAUCUCGAACAAGCGCCAACCUCUCGAUGGAGUCCAUCCAUAUCCCUGAGCCAGUCAUUUCGAUGGCUAUAAAACCAGUCAAUAAGAAUGACACAGACAAGUUCUCCAAAGGCAUUAACCGCUUCACUAGAGACCCCACUUUCAGGGUUCAUUUUGACACCGAGAGCAAGGAAACAAUCAUCUCAGGAAUGGGAGAGUUGCAUCUGGAGAUCUAUUCCCAGAGAAUGGAAAGGGAGUAUAACUGUCCAUGCGUGAUGGGGAAACCUAAAGUGGCCUUUAGGGAGACAGUGACCAGCCCUGUGCCGUUUGAUUUCACUCACAAGAAGCAGUCAGGAGGGUCUGGGCAGUACGGUAAAGUGGUGGGAGUACUGGAACCUUUGGAUGCAGAAAAUUACACCAAAGUUGAAUUCGAAGACCAGACCGUCGGCACCAACGUACCCAAACAGUUUGUACCUGCUGUUGAGAAGGGUUUCAAGGAGGCAUGCGAGAAGGGGCCUUUGACAGGGCAUAAGGUAUCCGGUGUGCGAUUCGUAUUGGACGACGGAGCGAAUCACAUGGUCGACUCCAACGAGAUCUCAUUUAUCCGAGCAGGAGAGGGCGCUAUGAAACAGGCAAUGGAAAAAGCUAAUGUGGUGAUUCUCGAGCCAAUCAUGUCUGUGGAAAUCGUGGCACCCAACGAAUUCCAGGGAACCAUCAUCGCCGGGGUCAACCGACGCCAUGGCGUCAUCACCGGCCAAGACGGUUCUGAUGGCUACUUCACCCUGUAUGCUGAUAUUCCUCUCAACGACAUGUUUGGUUAUUCUACCGAGUUGCGUUCUUGCACUGAGGGGAAAGGAGAGUACACUAUGGAGUACAGCAGAUAUCAACCUUGUCUGCCUCCUGUUCAAGAGGACCUUGUUAAUAAGUACCUGGAGGCAACAGGACAGUUGCCUGCAAAGAAGGGCAAAUGGAAGAAUUAAGCAAAUAUUCACACACAGUUUCCCUCUCAUUAGUUGGUCAAUUAUGUAAUUUAUAAAUAUACAAUUUUAAUUUGUACAUACUCCACAGAGCCGUGCUUUUAUGCACAUGGUGUGGACUUGGAGGAUGGCUUUGAGGGUGUAUGCUGGAUUGUUUUGUACUGUGUACAACAUGGAGUAUAAUAAUAAAAAAGGAAAUCGA